Molecule: messenger RNA, 180 nt
Organism: Phaeodactylum tricornutum CCAP 1055/1
Lineage: Eukaryota; Bacillariophyta; Bacillariophyceae; Surirellales; Neidiaceae
Exons: 1
Biological process (GO): translation
Cellular component (GO): ribosome
Molecular function (GO): structural constituent of ribosome
Source: RefSeq, a predicted model, not a curated record
AUGCGGCCGUCGACAGAGCUCUCAGUGAAGGUCAAGGUCGCUGUGGGUGAUGGCGAACCGAUUGAAUCUGCUUUGCGUCGCUUCAAGCGCGAAGUUAACAAGUCGGGACACCUUAUGGAACUUCGUCACAAGCGUUACUUUGAAAAUUCCCAAGAACGAAUCAAGCGUAAGGUUAAGGAA